CAGAGGACCGCUGGCCUGAUGUUGCCUCAGAACUCCGGGGUAGAUUCAGCGCCUUUAUUGAACACGGUGACUUGCAUGAUGUUUGAGACCAGGCUCAACACACCAAUGCUGUGUGCAGCGUGAGGAGGUUUCCGGACAGGUUAUACCCCAUGCGAGCGGGUGUAGGUCUAGCGCGGCUACGCCGUUGUGAGCCUUGGCGGUUCGGCCGGCGAGCCUAUGUGGACAGCAAAGAUCAUAUUGUUUCGGUGCAGAAGAUGACCAACCCUAUGGACGUGUUGGAUUACAUGAGCCAGCAUAGUGACGCCGACAUCAGGACCUAUGAGACGUCCUUGCGCUCUCUAGCGAGGCUUCAAAGAGGCAAUCAAGCAGACUUCCUUCAAGAUGAUCGCUUUCAUGCCAUCCUGAGCACACUGGCAAACAGAUUGGAGGAUUGUGAUGCCACAAUGCUUGCCAAGAUCUCUGAUGCGGCCGCGCGAUGCAGCCGCACUUCAACCCCUGAGCUCUCUGAUUUGGCCCAACGCUUGGCUGAAGUGGUGUGCCAGCGCGGGGGCACUUUAAGUCCACGGAAUUUGGCCACUGUAGCCAUGGCCUUGUCCAUGCGAGGCGUUCGCGAUGCACCCACUAUCGAGUUCCUUCGGAAGGAGGUGCUGAAGCGAAUCGACGAUCUCGAACCAGCUCACUGCAACAUCCUUCUCGAGGCCUUCCGAAGAUGGGGUGUGUUUGAUCGAGAGCUGAUCGACUUCUUGGUGGAGCGCAUGUCGGAUGAGGUGGACCGCUUCACCACACGAGACCUGGUGGAUGCGGUGGCCGUCAUCAGCCGUUUGGGCUUGGCUCGGAGGUUUCUGCUCAGCCGGCUCCGAGCUUUGGCAUUUGAGAACCUCGAGCAGUUCUCGAUGAAGCAACUGGCCACAAUGAGCUAUGCCAUGGCCAGACUGCGGAUCUUGGAGGCCAAAGACUUGGAUCAGUUGGUGAAAACCCUCGGGCCUAAGAUCACCGAGCUGGUUGCGUCCCAGAUCUCAGAGUUUCUGUUCGCCUUAGCCAUGGUGAAUGCAAGAAAUCACAUCGAAACGGCCCAGGAACUUGCAAGUCGUUAUGCUGAGGCUGGUAGGAUGGGCUUUCAGAAUAGAAGCACCAACUCCUUGAUUGACUUUGUUUGGGCCUUGGCGGCCCUUGACCUCGUCGGCCAGUUCCAGGAGCACUUUACAGGUGCCUUGGGAGAGGUCUUCGAGAGAAAUACACCGCAAAAUCGUGAGCCACUAUUGAAGUUGUUUGAUAUUUGUUGUGCACUGGAGAUGGAUUAUGCAGAUCUGGACAUAAAGGUUCCCGCGCCCUGGAAGGCCGCCUGUGAAGAUUGUGACAAGAUGGAAAUGGACCGCUUGGAGAAUUCCAAGCUACACAACGAAGUGAUGAUGCGUUUCAAUCAAUUGCGGGCCUCCACCAAAGGAAUGAAAUGGGAAUUGCAGAUGCAAAGGAACGCCGGGUGUGGACCAUAUCGGGUGGACAUGUUCGACGAGGAUACCAAAAUCGCUGUGGAUCUUGACAUCGUCAGCUGGCCAACCUCAAGGCAUAUGAAGCAUCGGUUGCUUCAGCGUGAUGGUUAUCGGAUGUUGAACCUGCAAUACUGGCACUGGCGCCAGGCCCGGACUGAAGAGGAUCAGAAUCUUUUCCUAGAGGCUGCUGUGACACGGGCCCUGGAGGCGAAUUCCCCUCCAUCGAUUGAGUCGUCUUGAAUGGACUUGAAUCAUUGAAUUGAACAUAUUGAAACAUAGAUUGAAAAUGGGUGUGAAUGGCAUGGCCCUCGAAAGGCCCAGCCAUGAGUCAGGAUCAGUCGUAGAACUGUGAGGUGAGG
Messenger RNA from Durusdinium trenchii, 1849 nucleotides. Lineage: Eukaryota; Dinophyceae; Suessiales; Symbiodiniaceae. The record is from the annotation of a GenBank genome assembly.